Camellia sinensis is the source of this 856-nucleotide messenger RNA. The record is from RefSeq and is a predicted model, not a curated record. Lineage: Eukaryota; Viridiplantae; Streptophyta; Magnoliopsida; Ericales; Theaceae.
AUUAUAUACACCUCUGUAUCUCUCUCUCUUUUACAGUACAUCGUCGCCCCUAAAUCCAGUCCUUGAAUCGCUGUGCUGUGUCUCGAUUUCUAGAGAGAGAAAGAGUCAAGCACCUCUUGUUCGAACAUCAAUGGCGUUCGUAGCGUUCCUUGGGAGACUCCUUUUCGCCUCUGUCUUCAUUCUCUCUGCUUGGCAAGAGUUUAAUGAAUUUGGUGUUGAUGGUGGGCUGGCUGCAAAGUCUCUGAGACCAAAGUUCAACGUUUUCUCGAAUCAUGUGUCAAUUCAGACUGGGCUGCAAGUGCCAGAUGUUGAAAUCAAGUAUCUAGUUGCCGCAACUAUAGCUAUGAAGGCUCUUGGAAGCCUUCUUUUCAUCUUUGGCAGCUCUCUCGGAGCUUAUCUGCUGCUUCUGCACCAGGCAAUUGCUGCUCCAAUCUUGUAUGACUUCUACAAUUACGACGUUGAGAGCAAAGAAUUUUCUACUCUUUUUGUGAAGUUUACACAGAGCUUGGCAUUGGUGGGGCCAUUGCUCUUCUUUAUUGGAAUGAAGAAUUCGAUGCCAAGGAGACACAAGAAGAAGGCUCCCAAAACUAAAACAGUUUGAGACAGAAUGAAAUGGGUUUGGCUUGUUUGUUUGGUACAUGUUAUUCACAAUGCUAAAGUCCAUGGAUAUUGCACGGGGAUCGAGUUUUGUAUGCUUGUAGCGUCGAGGAGGCAGUUUCUUUGGUUUUCAUUUUCUUCUAUUUUGGGCCUAGUUAACUUACUUUCUAAUGUUUAGGGUGUGAUUUUCUCAUUGUGAUUUAUGGAAAUUUUGAAUUGAGUUUUAGAGAAAUAUAAUGUAUUCUAGGUUUUACAUAAA